Messenger RNA from Larimichthys crocea (large yellow croaker), 1154 nucleotides. Its product is annotated as butyrophilin subfamily 1 member A1-like. The transcript has 6 exons. The record is from RefSeq and is a predicted model, not a curated record. Gene Ontology annotation, biological process: T cell receptor signaling pathway; regulation of cytokine production. Gene Ontology annotation, cellular component: external side of plasma membrane. The coding region runs from base 82 to 1020 and encodes 312 amino acids. Gene Ontology annotation, molecular function: signaling receptor binding. Lineage: Eukaryota; Metazoa; Chordata; Actinopteri; Sciaenidae.
GUCACACAGUUUAAAGAGCCCUGAGCAGAGUGUGAUGUCUACAGAAAGAUCUCCUGAACGGAGAUCUGAUGAAGCAGCUCAAUGGUGGACUUCAGUCAGUUCCUGGUUUGGUGUUACGUCUUCCGUCUCCUGUUACCGUCACAUGGAGGUGAACCUCAGGUGAUUGGUCCAUCUCAGCCAAUAGUGGCAAUACUUGGUGAGGACAUUAUUUUGCCAUGUCGCCUGGAUCCUCCAAGGAAUGCUUCUGGUAUGGUUCUGGAGUGGGUGAGACCGGACCUGAGUCCCGGGUUUGUUUAUGAGAGACGAAACAGUGAAGAACAUGUAGCUGACAAACAGCCCUCCUACAGAGGAAGAACAUCCGUGUCCAUCAACAAACUGGAGGUCGGAGACGCUUCAAUGAAACUCUCCAAGGUGACGCGUCCUGAUGAGGGAACCUACAGAUGCUUUUUUCCUCAACUGGGUCAAUACGCUUUCAUUGAGCUUGUUGUUGGAAUCGUCUCCUCACCUGUUAUCAGUUCAGUGAACGUUAGCAGCAGCCUGGUUCUACAGUGUGAGGCUAAAGGCUGGUAUCCAGAGCCUGAGGUGUCCUGGCUGGACGCUGAGGGAAACCUCCUCUCUGCUGGACCUACAGAGACAGUCAGAGGUCCUGAUGACCUCUAUACUGUCAGCAGAAGAUUGACUGUGGAGAAGAGCGACAACUUCACCUGUAGAGUCCAACAGAAGAACAUCACCCAGACCAGAGAGACACACUUCUAUGUUCCAGGUCAUUUUUUCACAGUUCAGUCUUUGAGUCAGACUGACAUCAUCAUCAUCAUCUCCAUCACUCUUGUUUGUCUGCUGCUGGUCAUUGUUCCCACAGUGAAAUGUUUCAGGACCAAGAGGAGACUGAGAACUUUAAGGAUGUUACUGGUGCCCGAACAAGAUGAGCAACUGGACAUGAAGGAUGAAGUUGUACAUAUUGAUCAUCAAUCAUCAGAAUCAGAGAAAAUGCAUGUAGAGGUUACAGUUGAUUCACCAUGACGGUGUCAAAGUAUUCUGUGGUUCUCUGUUUGCUUUUUAUUAUUCUUGUUUGCACUCAGGUGUUAGCUCUGCCAUCAAAGUACUGCAAAUGCAUUUUUCCUGGAUGAAUAACGUUACUUUAAUAGUGCCUCCAG